GUGGUGGUCACUGAACCGGUCUGCUCUGCUCUUGUGUUCAGUCGGUGCAGAUGUCUCUGGCGCAGCGGGUCCUCCUCACCUGGAUCUUCUCGCUCCUCUUCCUCGUGCUGCUGGUUCUGAAGCUGGACGGGAAGGUCCGCUGGAGCUGGUUCCUGGUCUUCCUGCCCGUCUGGGUGUUUGAUGGCGCUCUGCUGCUGAUGCUGGUCGUGAGGAUGGCGGGCCGCUGUCGGACCGGGCUGGACCUGCGGCUCAAGCUCUGGUAUCUGCUGGCUCUGAUGAUGAAGGUGGGCUUCUGUGUGACGCUGUGUGCCCGGCUGGAGCAGCUGACCCACCUGAGACUGCUGAUCGUGUGUGUGCCGCUCUGGACACUGCUGACUGGAGCCCUG
This is a messenger RNA of Puntigrus tetrazona (Sumatra barb), 386 nucleotides long. Its product is annotated as transmembrane protein 60-like. The annotation marks the transcript as partial. Lineage: Eukaryota; Metazoa; Chordata; Actinopteri; Cypriniformes; Cyprinidae. The record is from RefSeq and is a predicted model, not a curated record. The transcript has a single exon.